Molecule: messenger RNA, 874 nt
Organism: Topomyia yanbarensis
Lineage: Eukaryota; Metazoa; Arthropoda; Insecta; Diptera; Culicidae
Product: mpv17-like protein
Exons: 4
Coding region: 317-799 (160 amino acids)
Cellular component (GO): cytoplasm; membrane
Source: RefSeq, a predicted model, not a curated record
GUAGGAAUUGCCAGGAUCUUUGCACAGUUUAUGUCCGAGUUAUGCCACGGUUUAGCUCGGUUCCUGUCAAAAUUUGCCAGAAAACGCGAGCGAAACCGAGUUCGCCCUAGCUCAACUAACCCGACAGGAUACGCGCAGAAAUCUGACAGGGCUGCCAAACCAAGACUUACAGAAAUCUAGCAGAGCGGUCUCUGUUAGAAAAUUUGCUCACUGGGCAGACAGUAAUUUGUAUUACAGCUCGAUAUUUAGAGUACUUUAAUUGGUUUCUAUUAUCUACUGAAUUGAACAAAUAUACGUUUAAUUUCGGCUAAGCAUAAUGCGCUCCACUGUGCCAUGCCGCUCACAUAAAGCGGUAAAUGGACAAUACGAUUGGCACAAAUGCUUCAGAUUCUUUAUCUAUGGAGGCUUCAUAGUAGCACCAUCACUCUAUUGCUGGAUUCGGUUGGCCUCAAUGAUGUGGCCAGCACAAAACCUCAGGUCUGCUAUAGCAAAGGCUCUCACCGAACAAGUCAGCUAUACACCGCUGGCCAUGACAUGUUUCUACUUUGGCAUGAGUUUAAUGGAAUCAAAAACGAUCGAAGAAUCGUUUCAAGAAGUAAAAGCCAAAGUGCCGCCAACAUAUAAGGUCGCUCUUUGCAUUUGGCCUUUAUUACAAACUUUUAACUUUUCUGUUGUGCCAGAAAAAAAUCGUGUACCUUUCGUCAGUAUGUGCAGUUUGCUUUGGACUAUUUUUCUUGCAUACAUGAAGCAGCUAGAGUUGGAAAAGUUGCAGCAGAGCGCUACCAUUAUGAAUACAUAGAAGUUGUAAUAUACCUAUACAUACUGUGAAUAUGCUUCCACUGAUCAAUAAAAAGUUUAUUUCAAGAUUCUUUUA